Molecule: messenger RNA, 1929 nt
Organism: Perkinsus marinus ATCC 50983
Lineage: Eukaryota; Perkinsozoa; Perkinsida; Perkinsidae
Exons: 17
Coding region: 1-1929 (642 amino acids)
Source: RefSeq, a predicted model, not a curated record
AUGAGUCGGUCUCCUCCUACGAGCCCUGGUGGAGACGGUGAAGGUCCUCGGGAGAAUUCCCCCGAUGAUAGUGCAACUCUCUCUGAGGCGGUGUAUGUUAGUGAUGAUGAUGUCAGUACUGAGCCUGAUAUAGAGGACGUCCCGAGGGACCCUCAGCAGGAGCUCGGUCGGGUUUUUGAGGAGCAGGAGAGGCGGUUAGAGCGCCUAUUGCGGGAUCGUGUGCGACUUGAGAGAGCCUGUCUGGCGUUUCUCAGUGGAGAGAUGCCUGAACACGAUCGUGAAGAUCUACUCCAUGCCCGAGAUGAGCUCUCAGAUCUUGUCCAGACGAUCGUCCAUCUCCCCGCGAUAGUGUAUCAAGAGACCCCUUCACGUGUUCAUAUGCUGGGCGACACUUUGGAUGUCAACGGCAGCGUCAUCGCAGAAUUCGUCAACAGCGUGAGAAUACGCUCCCCAUUGAGACGAGAAAUAGACACCCGUUCGGACCUCAGGGGCUUCCUGUCCGAUCUCUCCUCAUUUAGACCGGAGUAUCCACAGUGGAUAAGAGUCGUCCUCGCUAUGGGGGGCAGCGAUAUUGAUGACUACGAGGAAGAGGUUGAGGAGAUUCGAGAGGCCAUCUAUCGUUCUCGACUCACACGGAAGCCCAUAUCGUCGCAGAUUGCCCUAGUGCGUAACUCCGCUCUAUCUAAGCUUUUACGAGUCACAAUUGGCUGCCCGGCGGACCAGACUGGACCAGCCAUGCUAGUGUACUCGCUUUUCCACGGCGAGUUCCUUCCCCCGGGCCGACGGCACUUCAAUGGAAGUGACAUCCCUUUAGGGAAAGUGCCGCUUCGGCAAAUAGCUUUGGGAGAUGCCGCGAAACGAGAUGCUCAUCUCGCAGUGUUUUCACAAGCAGAGCAGAUGUGGGCCACGAAAGCAUCCUCUCAACCAAUCUUGAUGGGUGGCGUCUAUGCUCGCUAUUCAGUGCUUCGAGCCUUGGGGGGAGACCACCACACUGCAGGAGAAGGGGUGACCACGUCGCACGACGUCCCUCCACCACGGUCUCGUAAAGAGGUUCCAAUACGGAGGGAGGGGGAGUAUCGGCAAGUCCCUGCAUUGAGCAAGGACAUGUCCACUUCUGAUCGCCUCGAAUACGUCCCUCAUAUUAGCCAAGACCAUGCUGAAGGGCAAAUGGAGGAAUAUGUCCUCGAUGACGCAGUGGACGUUCUCGUCUUCGCAUAUAGUAGCAAAGAAGAGACCGAUCUUCAGAAGGAGUUCGCACUGUAUGUGAAUCGAGCUUGGGUUCGCGUAGUUGAGCUCGCUUUGACAGAGACUCUCCGAGUGUUAGCGAUGGAUACAUCCGAAGUGGACAUCACCAGAUUCACUAUGGAGCACGAACUGCUGGGAGCAGCCUUCCCUCCGAGCACCCCUGGGCUGUUUUUCUUUCCUGCCCUUGACAAGAGGCCCCCAUUCAAACAGUAUCCGAUGAGACCUUCCCAGGCCGGUGAUCAGACGCCACAAGUGCAGUCGUUGCUGUACUGGAUGCAGGCCCUGGCAUCCUUCCCAUUCGACCUGCCCGAGGUGCCUCACUUGGACCGUCUAGAGGCUGAUGACUAUUGGCGGUAUGUGGCCAAUGAGCAGUGGGAGAGCUGGGACGAUAAGACCAAACAGUACAUUGAUGACCUCUACCACGAUAAGAAGCUAUUGAAGCUGUUGAAUAAGUACCGAGAAGAGGCAUCAGAUAACUCAGAAGUGCCACCCAAUGUCGAGGCCAACCUUAAGAUCCUCGAGGAGAGGAUAGCGGAGCGCACCCACUACGUUCAUUGGCCGAGGUACUCCAAGAAGACCCCAUUGUCGCCGGACUGGGCUGAUGAUGAGACCUCCGGGCAUCCACCCGACUUCGAUGAUCUCGACGAUGAUGAUAGUGAUGGUGAUGACGAUAUUGAGCUAUGA